ACCAAAAUGGCUUUGCAUUCUCCAGUCUGGUUCAAGGUCGCUGAAAAGAUGGCAGCCGUGGUGAGAUCCAAAAUCUAUUUCUCCUCGGUUGUUCGUUUCUCCGACCGUGAAUCUAUUGCCUGAACUAUUCAGCAAGCAGAUAAAUAUGGCUGACCCCAGACAAUCUGCCAGAGCUGAUGAUAAUAAUAUUGCUCUUGUUGACCUAACUGAGCACAACACAACACAGACUGGAGAUCCUGAGGAUCCUGAAUCUAUAUUGGCGUCAUUUCGUAAGGAAUGGCGCCGUGAAUUAGAGACCCAAGGGUCAUCACCAACACCUUUGACUCCUUCACGAAAUCGCCAAGGUCAACCAAGAUCUCCCCGUACUGCCCAGGGUCAAGAGAACAGACCAGAAACUACUGAUGUGAAGGAAACAGAUAGGCGCAGCUUAGACCAAGGAGAUGAAAUCCAUCCAGAUAUUGAGUCAAAAGCAGCAGAGUUGUUCAAUAAAGCUGUUGAACUAGAACAGAGUAGCCGUUUGUACGAAGCUAUUCAAUACUACAGGCGUGCUAUGACCCUUGUACCUGAUAUUGAGUUUAGAGUCCAUCAACAUAAUAUGCUUGAAAGGAAUGAAGGGUACCAUGGAACUGUGACAGAAACAGAAGAGCCCACCUGUGAAGAGGAGCUUCAGUGCGAGGAACUGCAAGACCUAGUUUCUUGUUUCCAGCACCUUAUGGCUCCUGCUCAAGCCAUGUGCGACCCUCAGUUUGAGCAAGAUGCUCCCCACAUAUCCUGUCUGCCUCCUGAGAUGUUGGAUCGCAUCAUGUGCUGGGUGGUUGGGAAUGACCUUGAUAUGCGAUCACUUGAGCAAGUUUCACAAGUUUGUCAUGGAUUUUAUCUCUUGGCACGGAACCCAGAAACAUGGCACAAGGCCUGUUUAAGAAUUUGGGGGAUUUCUUGUGGACUGCCCGGACCCUAUGGAUCGUGGCGAGAGAUGUUUAUCCAGCGUCCUCACCCACGCUACAAUGGUUGCUAUAUUUCUCGAACAACCUAUUUCCGACCAGGAGACUGUAGCUUUCAGGACCAGAGUAGCCAACCUUGGCAUUUAGUCCAUUAUUAUAGAUAUAUCAGAUUCCAUACGGAUGGCACUGUGUGCAUGCUAACGACCCCAGAGGAACCUGCAAAUGUCGUGGCUCAUUUGCGGUCUCAAGAAUGUCGAUUUUCGCAGGUAGUUCGAGGUCAUUACUGCAUUCAUGGCUCUAACAUCACCUUGCUUUUGAAGAAGCAAUCCAGGGAAAAAAUGUCUAACCGCUGGAAGGGUCGUCGGCAGAAGGGUGGAACAACUGAUGUUGCCGAGACCAUUUUCAAGAUAGAAUUUGAAAUUCGAGGUGUCAAGGGAAGACCUCACUGGCUGCUUGCCUGGAGGAACUACACGAUCUGUUAUGUGAAAUAUGACACAAAGCAGAAUGUCACAGAUGUUGAUGUGAAUGAUAGCAGCAAGUUUCCAUCUCUUGCAUUUUCCAGAGUGAAAAGCUAUUCGCAAAUAAGUGAGAUGCCCCUCACUUAGAAGGAGUGUUAUGAAAUCUACAUGACCUAAAGAAGUUUACUUUUAGAUGCAUAAUGAAGAGCAUUUAUUUGGACACCCGGAAUGUCACAUUCAGCUUCAUUUUGCAGUCUAGUCCUUUUUCUUUCAUAUUUUCAAGCACUUGGAGAAUAAUGCGAGGUCACUGAUGUUCCUCCAAGAAUAAGGUUGUGUUGAAAAAGCGAUGAUCCCAUGUUGCAUUUCUACCACAGUGUGCUUCAUUUCAAAAUGUAGGUACAAAAAGAGAGUUCGAAUAUCUUUAGCAUGUCAAGGGAGGCAUCGUGUUACAGAAUACAGUUCCUUUGUAGAUUUGGUAAAGGGUUGGUGUUAGGGUGUUUAAUACAAGAUUUAAGUUUUCCUUUUAAAGGUGAUUUUUCAUGUCUAUCUUAAGGAAUCAAUUUUGUAUUUGUCCCUGUGUGUUUUUCUGAUUUUGAAAAUACUUCUUUUGUAUCCUUUGAUUGUUUUUGUAAGGGAAUAAAUCCUUGUUGCUGGAUAAAACAAAGAAUCAUGUUAGUGCUAUUUUUGUUUUGCAGUCAGUUUGAAUUGUGGAACCUUAGGUUAUUAGGGAACCAUUACAAAUUUAGAUAAUUUCACUUGUUUUCCACUGUUUAUGUGUUCACAUGUUUAUUACUAGCAUACAUAAAUUCAAGAUUAUUAAAAGCAUUGGGUUUUAAUUUUUGAUUGUAUUAUACUUCAGCUAGCAUGGCUAAUAAUUUAUACACAGUACUUAAAUUGUGUUAUAUGUGAAGUAUGAAGCCUUUCCCAACAUUAUUACCAGCAAGAAAAAGGAGGCUUAAGAAAAAUUUGGGAUUUAAAGUUACUUAAGUAACAACCUUUUCACUAAUCAGAGAUCAUACCAUACUUUUGAGAGACUUAAUCUUCUUUCACAUUUCUCAAAAUAAUAGAAUGAUUGGAAACGUGGUUCGUGUAUAUUACAGCUGCAAUGUGGCUGUUUUCUAAAUAAUAAUUAUGUCAUUUUCAGAUACCAAUAAGGUAAUUUUCAGAUACCAAUAAGGUAGUUACUCAAGAGAAAAAUACUACAUGUAUCUUGCAUAGGUAUAUGUUGGACUUGGUACACCUUAAAUCUUUAUAGAUUAUUGUUGUUGUUUUAUGAAAUUUUAUUCACAAAAGUACUGUAUAUUAUUAUAAAUAUUAUUAGGUGAGUUAAGUGCAGAUUUUAUGAAGCAUACUGCAAACUUAUUGAACUCAGAGUGCUGUAUUUCGUAAAUUUCUUUUUACUUGGCACGAACGUGAAUUUGUGACUAAUGUGUAUAAUAAAUGUUAGGUUUUGCUUAAUUUGACUUUUAACUGAAUUUUAUAUGUUCAGGCCUAUAAAGGAAAAAGGUUUCAGUAAAAAAAUUACUGACUGAACAUUAAUUAUUUAAGAGUAGUAUGUACUCUCAAUAAUAUAAAGUACCAAAUAUACUUACUGAACCAGUCAUAAUUUGCCACAUGAGACAAGGAAAUGAAAAUUCUUGAAUUAAAUUUAACAUUUUAAGAGAUUAUGUUCAGGUGUAGGAUAUUAUUAGCCGAAGCACAAGUGCUUUUUUUGUUUACGUAUGUUGUCUUAGUGUACUAAGUACAAAGGCAAAAUAAAAUUAUAUAGUGGUCUGAAUACAGUAACACCUCAAUUUAUCAUACCUCUGUACCUAUCAGUGGAUAAUUGUCUUAAAUAGAAUGUUAAGUGUAAAGUACAGCUUAGUUCUGACUAGAAACUACAUGGAAUAACUGUUAGCUGUGGGCUAUAUAUUAUAGUUUGUUACUUAUCAGACUGUCACUUAUCUGGAAGUUAGACCACAGAGGUAUCUGAUAAGUUGAGAGGCUAUGGUCAGGUACUUUUAUGUGCAUAAUAUGAUUUUUCUGUCCUCAAAUCACUCAAAAACUUAUGAAUGACCUUUAAAUGAUGUUCGGUCAAUGGACUAUUUGAAUGAAAUUAUAAUUUCUCCAACAGAAACUACUUGUAGUUUUACACUAGAUUAUCUUCAGAAAUUAGCACAGACAUUCUGUUAUGGUUGUAGCAUAAUAUGUAAUGCCAAGGCAGAGUAACAAAAUCUAAUUAAUGAUUGUGAAUUCAAUAUGAAGCCAUAAGUUUGUGUAUGAUUUAUCAGGUAGUACAGAAUUAGUGUACAUUUUGUCAUGAUAACAUAUAUACUCAUUGUCUUGGAAUUAUGUCAUGAGCAGGGACUAAGAAUUUGCAAUUGGCAAAAAUCCCAAAUUCAGAUAUUUAACUACGUACAUGUAACAUAAAUCAUUGUUUUUCCUGAUACAGUACAUCUGUGUCAGAUGUUGCUUUCAAAGGAAUAUGGAGAAUUAUUACAUUUGAAAUUUUUCAGUGUUUCAUUCAAAUAUCCAUUUACAUACGUACUUAUACUGUUAGCAACAAUCUUAUGUGGUGUUGCCCCUAAAUAUCAGUUUUGACUAACAAAUACAUUGUUUGGGUAUUAUCAUAGUUAUUCAGUGAAGAGAGGGAAAUAUAGUAAUAGAAUUACUCUAAACCAACAUUUUGACUAACAAAUACAAUGUUUAGGUAUUACCAUAGUUAUUCAGUGAGAGAAAGGGCAAUAUAAUACUAAUAGAAUUACCUUAAACCAACAUUUUGUGUAUUUUUUGUCUCUAAUUGUGAUUGAAGAGCAGUGUAACUGCAUUUAAAAAAGAAUGUCACAUGUAAAACAGACAUUUGUUUUGGAAUGACAGUGGAAAAAAUAGUCAAUAUUCCUUGUACAAAAUUCAAUUUUUUGUUACAUCAAAAAAAGCUUCAGCUACAGUGAUAAUGCGGUAAAAGUAAGGAAAGUGCACGGCUUAUAAGCAUGAUGCAAAAUUUUGUUCAUUACUGUAUACUUAACUGACGGAUGCAAAGAAUUUGUGAUGCACAGAGUAUAAGAUAUUCACCUGAAUGAAUAAAGAUGUCCACAUCA
This is a messenger RNA of Macrobrachium nipponense, 4476 nucleotides long. RefSeq names its product F-box only protein 9-like. Gene Ontology annotation, biological process: SCF-dependent proteasomal ubiquitin-dependent protein catabolic process. The coding region runs from base 146 to 1546 and encodes 466 amino acids. The transcript is spliced from 8 exons. Gene Ontology annotation, molecular function: protein binding. Gene Ontology annotation, cellular component: cytoplasm; SCF ubiquitin ligase complex. The record is from RefSeq and is a predicted model, not a curated record. Lineage: Eukaryota; Metazoa; Arthropoda; Malacostraca; Decapoda; Palaemonidae.